Antrostomus carolinensis (chuck-will's-widow) is the source of this 1114-nucleotide messenger RNA. It is a transcript of the gene SLC16A4, whose product is annotated as solute carrier family 16 member 4. The record is from RefSeq and is a predicted model, not a curated record. Lineage: Eukaryota; Metazoa; Chordata; Aves; Caprimulgiformes; Caprimulgidae. Gene Ontology annotation, molecular function: monocarboxylic acid transmembrane transporter activity. Gene Ontology annotation, biological process: monocarboxylic acid transport; transmembrane transport.
AUGAGGACCAAACUUCGGGGUGCCAAGUCAGGAAGGGAGGAUUUAGUCUCUGGAGCAAAUGAAGAGACAUUCUUCUUCACAAUCAAGUGUUUCAGGGAGGAUUUUCCAGCAUGCAGCAGCAAAGUGGUCAACGUCCUCGUCAUGGGGAUGCUCAAGACCUUUGGGAUUUUCUUCGUGGCUUUCCAAGAGGAGGUGGGAGGCUCCUCUGAGCAAAUCAGCUGGAUCGGCUCCAUCAUGUCCUCUCUGCGCUUCUUAGGAGCCCCACUCGUGGCCAUGGUCUGCAGGAGGCUGGGCGAGCGGCCGACCUCCAUCAUCGGGGCAGGCUUGGUCGGAGGGGGUUGUCUGCUGAGCACACAGGCCACCAGCGUCCCCUUCCUCUGUGUCUCCAUGGGACUUCUCCCAGGUAUGGGGUUCGCUUGCCUUUACCAGGCGGCUGCGGUGAUGACGGCCAAGCGCUGCAGGACACGGUUGGCUUUCUCCAAUGCCAUCGCCCGCUCCGGGAUGGGGUUGACGUUUCUAAUAGCGCCGUUCACUCAACUCCUCAUUGAUUUUUAUGGUUGGCAAGGUACUCUCCUGAUUUUUGGAGGCAUCAUGUUAAACCUCGUGCCUUCCAGCAUGCUGCUGCGACCCAUCAGCACCCAACUGCCUCAACGCUCCUCUGCUAAAAAUCAAGACCAUGGGUCUUCAAUGGCAAAGGAAGAUCCAGAAACCCCUGAUGGAUGCUUAGAUGAAACCACUGACAGGGAAAAACAGCUUCGCAGUGGACAGGACCUUCCAACCACAGAGGGACUCAUGAUGUCCCAUGGCAGAGAUGUCUCCGGUUCCAUAAAUACAUCAGCUUUGAAAGGGCUUGAGAAACCCCCCAUGGACAGCUGCUCACCAGAAAUAGCCACCAAGGCCAAGAGAAGCUACAAAUCCCUUCCACUGACCGAAAAAGAAAAUUCACAGCCUCUCCUCGACUUCUCCCCACUGAAAGAUCCCAUCUUCUUCAUUUUCACCUGGUCUUUUUUGUUCAGCCACUUGGCCUACUUCGUGCCCAUCUUCCACCUGGUAGCAAGAGCCAGGACGUUGGGCAUCAGCAGCAUGGAUGCUUCUUACCUCAUCUCAGUGGCUG